AAACAGCUAAAGAAAGGCUAAAACGACGGCCUCUCCAACAAGCCAGGGGCGACAGCGCACACAAAUAACUCGCCACGUAUUGAGACUGUGAGCUACUUGUGUGCCGUCACGGUGACACUAACAUGAUGGGUUUUCCUCAGUUCCCAACCGUCGAAGCAAAGGUCGAUAGAGACGAUCUCUCUCUCUCUCUCUCUGCCCCCCUCACACACACACACACACACACACACACAUACAGAUAUACACACUCGGAGCUCGUGCGUUGAGAUUCGAGACUUAUUGUUUAAUCUGGACUGAAUCUUAAUAAUUGCGUGCACUUGAUUGACUAUCGCCUCGAAAAUAGGGAAGAAGAAAAACUUAGUUGGUUAUUUUAGGAGGUUUUUGGCCAUCAGUUUCUGUAAAGGAGAACAGGUUUAGCUCUGGCCUGAAAAAACAGUUUACACUUCGUUUUGAUUAUAUUUGAUUAAUUUGACGAACUUGCGUUAGGGUUUUGCUCGGAUUUUUUAAAUGAUAUUUUUGGUAUUUUUUUCACAAGUGUGUUGGUCAACUUUCUCGUUGUUGGACGAAUGAAAUAGUUGUAUUGGUGAAGAUGUGCAUUAUAAUAUUUAGGCAUAUGCUGCUUCUUACUUAUUUUUAUUGUUUGAUGAUAAUUGUGUACUAGGAAAUUCGUAUAUUUGGAUAUUUCAUCCAUUAUUUGAUUGCACGCCAGUUUUUUGUGGUAGGGGAAUCGGUGAAUGUAUUGCUAUCGGUAGUUUCUUCAGCUGGUUUUUCUAAGUAGCUCACAUUUUCGAAAUGCAAGUGUGUGAGACAGGAUAUUAGGUUCUUGUUGAUGGAGCUCAAUUUGUUUUGAUGUGCUGAGAAGCUUGGAUGAUCUGCAAUGUGGUGGAGGGGGGUUUUAGUAUUGUUACUCUGUUUUGCCACUUUAGGUGAAUCAACAGACAGGUUCUCUAGAUUUUUGUCUAUCAAUUUGGGUGCUGAGACGUCGUCCCUCUACAAAUGGACGGUUGCCAGCGCGGGCAUAUUUGUGGCAGUGGCUCUUCUUCUGUCGACGUUUCUUAUCUUUGAGCACUUAGCUGCAUACAAUAAGCCGGAGGAGCAGAAAUUCCUGGUUGGGCUGAUUCUAAUGGUUCCUGUUUAUGCAGUGGAAUCGUUCUUGUCGUUAUUGAAUGCUGAGGCUGCUUUUAACUGUGAAGUUGUUCGGGACUGUUAUGAAGCUUUUGCUUUGUAUUGCUUUGAGAGGUAUCUCAUAGCCUGCUUAGGUGGGGAGGAAAGUACCAUUGAAUUUAUGGAAAACCAGAACUGGAUCACUUCUAGUCUACCUAUUAUAGAUGAAACGUAUGCUUAUGGAGUCGUUGAGCACCCUUUUCCAUUGAAUUGUUGUCUAAAAGAUUGGAAACUCGGCUCUGAUUUCUAUCAAGGCGUGAAAAUUGGCAUCGUCCAAUAUAUGAUACUGAAGUUGAUAUGUGCGGCACUAGCAAUGCUCUUUCAGUCUUUAGGUGUAUAUGGAGAAGGAAAGUUUGAAUGGGGUUAUGCUUAUCCAUAUUUGGCAGUUGUUCUCAAUUUCAGCCAGACUUGGGCCUUGUAUUGCCUUGUGCAAUUCUAUUCUGUUACCAAGAAUAAGUUGGAACCUAUUAAACCUUUGGCCAAGUUUCUGACAUUUAAGUCGAUUGUGUUCCUGACAUGGUGGCAAGGUGUUGCCGUUGCAUUUCUUUUCUCUUUUGGAGCUUUGCAAGGGUCACUGGCACUGGUUCUGAAAACACGUAUACAAGACUAUAUUAUCUGUAUUGAGAUGGGUGUUGCUGCUGUGGUACAUCUUUAUGUUUUUCCAGCUGUACCUUACAAACGUGGAGAGAGAUGUGUAAGAAACGUAGCUGUGCUGGCAGAUUAUGCAUCACUAGGAACUCCACCAGAUCCAGAUGAGGUUCAAGAUUGUGAACGAUCCACCAGAGUUCGCUUUUCUCGGCAGGAAGACAGAGUGCAAACUCCAAAACUCCAUCAGAGCGUUCGUGAUGUGGUCAUUGGUAGUGGUGAAAUUAUUGUUGAUGACAUGAGGUUCACAGUGUCACACGUUGUAGAACCGGUUGAAAGAGGACUUGCUAAAAUCAACAAAACUUUCCAUCAGAUAUCUGAAAAUGUGAAACGGUAUGAUGAGGAGCGUAGGAAGUCCAAAGAUGAUACCCAUCUUGUCCCAUUGAUCUCAGGAACGAAAGAAUUCUCCGAUGUGCGUGAGAACCUUCCUGAAGGCAGUUUGAGUGACAGCGGUGUUUCUGAUGGGAAGAGACCUCAGUACAAAUCUAGAACUUCUUCGUCUUGGUUGAAACACAGAUAACUUAUGUUUAACCUGCUUCCGAAAUGGGCCACAGGUGACUAUCUCUAACUGCACUUGCACAUUGUGAAUUUAUCCUCUUCACGACUUUCUUGAGUUCUAGCGGGCAUUCCAUUCAGGUAUCUACUUUUUAGGUUAGGCGUAACUAUGCAGGAAGAUACAAUUUGUAAAUCUGAGUGAACUUUAGGUUUCUAACUGCGACGAGGCAUUGUUUUUAUGGUGCUAGUCGCAAGAAGAAUUAUAGCCCCCUCUAGGAUAUGGGUGAAGGGAUUGGCUAUCUAAGGAAUUACAAACUUAGAGUAUCUAGAAUUGGACUUGCUUUUGCUAUUCAUCAAUUGAAGAACAUAUGUAUGUAACAUAAUAUGACAUCUAAUGCAGUUUUGUGGUCUACAA
This is a messenger RNA of Salvia miltiorrhiza (redroot sage), 2716 nucleotides long. Its product is annotated as protein LAZ1 homolog 1. The transcript has 9 exons. NCBI's taxonomy places the organism in Eukaryota, Viridiplantae, Streptophyta, Magnoliopsida, Lamiales, Lamiaceae. Gene Ontology annotation, molecular function: transporter activity. Gene Ontology annotation, biological process: transport. The coding region runs from base 875 to 2326 and encodes 483 amino acids. The record is from RefSeq and is a predicted model, not a curated record.